Molecule: messenger RNA, 1467 nt
Organism: Temnothorax curvispinosus
Lineage: Eukaryota; Metazoa; Arthropoda; Insecta; Hymenoptera; Formicidae
Exons: 1
Coding region: 1-1467 (488 amino acids)
Source: RefSeq, a predicted model, not a curated record
AUGCAGACAGAAAACCUGCUGACGCUCAUAGAGGUCGCUUCAAUAGCAAAUAAGGUAGCUCUGGUGAUUGUUGGUCAGCAAUUCGAUCAGCGAGACAUUGUGCUGCAGAGCCACGAUAACAAACUGCGGCGCAUCAGCGAGAUUCACCGGUUGUACGACGCAUUGCAGUACCCGCUCCUGUUUUGCCGUGGCGAGGAUGGAUACUCGAUUACCAUUCCACAGCGCGACCCUCAGACUAAGUUGCCACUUAAGAAUUUAGUUUCCGCAGCGAGCUUCUACUCAUAUCGAAUUAUGAUCAGGAAAGGGGAAGUCAACCACUUGGUGUACUUCCGUUCUCUUUUUAGUCAAUUUCUGAUUAACAUGUACGCCAAAAUAGAGACAGAAAGGUUGAACUACAUUAGGAACAACCAGGCGCAGCUGAGGGCAGACAGCUACAUUCACCUGAGGGACGUCGUGGGAAGGCAGGAUGCUGACGUUGCUCAGCUGGGUCAAAUGGUGGUGCUUCCGUCAUCUUUCACUGAAGGACCUCGCUACAUGCAUGAGCGGACUCAAGACGCUAUGACAUACGUCCGCUAUCAUGGCCGUCCUGAUCUGUUCAUCACUUUUACCUGUAACCCAAAGUGGAAGGAUAUAACAGAUGCACUAUUGCCUGGGCAAAAAUCUCACGAUCGUCACGACAUUAUAGCUAGGGUAUUUCAUCUUAAGGUGAAGAAGAUGAUGGCACUCUUGAAUAAGGGUAGUCUGUUUGGAAAAGUGUGUUGCUUUAUGUACUCUGUGGAGUGGCAAAAGCGAGGUCUGCUUUACAUCCACAUCUUGCUGUGGCUAGAGCAGCAGCGCAUCUUCCCUGACAUGAUCGACAAAGUCAUAUGUGCCAAAAUACCUGAUCCUGUGCAAGACUCUCUUCUCCACAACAUCGUCAAGGCCAACAUGAUUAAUGAUACCUGCGGAGGCUUGAACCACAAUUCGCCUUGCAUGAAAGAAGGCAGGUGCAGCAAGAGGUAUCCUCGAAUACUUCUCAAUGACACUCAGACAGGAGAUAAUGGAUACCCGCUGUAUCAGAGAAGGUCUCCAGCUGAUGGUGGCUUCACUGUCGAAAUCAAUGGAAUAGAGCUGGACAAUUGCUGGGUGGUGCCGUACAACCUUGUACUGUUACGUAGUUUCAAUGCUCAUGUCAAUGUGGAAUUAUGCAGUUCUGUUAAGUCCAUCAAGUACAUUUGCAAAUACGUAAACAAGGGAAGUGACCAGGCGGUUUUUGCUCUGGAGAGUGAGAAGGAUGAAGUGAAGUUGUACGAGAGUGGGCGAUACAUCAGCAGCUCAGAGGCGAUUUGGAGAAUCUUAGCGUUCCCUAUUCAUAAAAGGUACCCCACUGUCUUCCAUCUCGCUGUUCACCUUGAAAAUGGUCAGCGUGUGUAUUUCAACUCUAAGAACUUGGCUGAGAGGCUCAAUAACCCACCUCAGCAAAACUGA